This is a messenger RNA of Sycon ciliatum, 1644 nucleotides long. RefSeq names its product 2-keto-3-deoxy-L-rhamnonate aldolase-like. Lineage: Eukaryota; Metazoa; Porifera; Calcarea; Leucosolenida; Sycettidae. Gene Ontology annotation, molecular function: aldehyde-lyase activity. Gene Ontology annotation, cellular component: cytoplasm. The transcript has 4 exons. The record is from RefSeq and is a predicted model, not a curated record. The coding region runs from base 213 to 1103 and encodes 296 amino acids.
AAAAUAAUUGAUGCAGGUAGUUGUAAAGCGUAUAGUAUACGCUUCAACAUCUUUUCAUUCAUUUCCUUAGAUGGGGAUUUGUUGUUGCACUGCUGCCGGACUUGUUGCGGGUUGCAUGCUCCGCUAGUAAUCUUUGCACCCGUCACGGAGCGGUACGUCCGUGUCUGUAGUUACGAGUGAGAAGUCCGAUUGGGCGGCAACUGCAAGCGAACAUGUGUGACUUGAGAAAGAAGAGCAACGAGAGGCCUGUGAUAGGUACAUGCUGCUUGUCCACAAGCCCGGAAUUCUUUGCCGCAACAAAGUCAGCAGGACUUGACUUUGUGUUCAUCGACACAGAGCACGUAGCACUGCCAAGGGACAAGCUGUCAUGGAUGUGCCGUGCCUAUGCUGCUGCCGAGAUCGCGCCCAUCGUACGUGUCCCAGAGCCCGAGCCGUUCCGCGUGUGCGAGUACAUCGACGGUGGGGCACUCGGCAUUGUGGCACCGUACGUGGAGAGCGUUGAACAAGUCCUCUCACUGGUUGGCGCUGUGAAACUACGUCCGCUGAAAGGAGACCUGUUGGCCCGUUGUCUGCAUGUCCUGAGCGGACCACGCGCCAAGACCGGAGUUGUGAAUGACCCUGCCUCAUUGUACAGCCUGCUGGAAGGGGAGCUGGGAAGUGAUCGGUGCAGCUACCUGCAGAAGAAAAAUGCAAGCCUUCAGCUCUUCAUCAACAUUGAGUCCACGCCGGCCCUGCACAACCUGGAACAUCUUCUCAGUGUGCCUGGCCUCGACGGGGUCUUCAUCGGUCCAGCCGACCUCAGCGUAUCCUUGGGGGUACCCAGGCAGUGGCACGAUCAAGGAUUUCAUGAUGUGGUCUCAUUGAUCAUCAAGGAAACACGCGGAAGAGGGCUAUCCGUUGGAUGUCACUAUUCGUUUGAGCGAGCCGUUGAAUACCAGAAGAAGUGGGUACAGGAAGGAGCGAAUCUCAUCAUACAUGCCAGUGACGUGAGUCUUUACACACGCGCACUCACCGACGAUGUUAGGCAGCUGAGCGAGGCCCUCUCCGCGCCCGAUGGAAAGCGAACUGCCGACGGAAGGAAUGACGCCGAUGUGGAUGUAUAGUACAUUUUAUGUGUCCCUCGCCCACCAUCACAUAGCGUUGAUACUGUGCUGGUUUUGAGAGGUUCUGCUUUUGCAGCUGCCUGAUAAAAUGUAAUUCAAUUUGAACUAGAUUUUUGAACUUGAAAUUACGCAUCCACAUACUGCAACUGCUGUCUUACCGCAUGAGAGUUAACUAUUGCUACGUGCCACAUUUGCUUUCAUUCAUUCUACCUAGUAUAUGCCACAAAGCUGAGCAGUCCUGUCAUGCCAGGCAAGUCAACGAUUAUGAUGUCUGCAUGCACAGUGGCAGGUGCACUGCAUGCAGGCACAUGCACUACUUUGUACUGCUACAUUGUACUGUGCACUCAGGCCUCUUGGACGGGCAAAAUAAAUCCAAUGUGCCAGCAUGGAUGUUGCUGCCACCCGUACUGGCCCAAGAAGUUUUUUUUUAUCCCCCCACCCCUUCUACACACAAGUUGAAGACAUAAAAACAUGUAUGAAGUCUUCUGAUGACUAGUAGUGCUAGGAUCAUGCCUUUCCAAUACAUUAGUUGGUACUUGAA